GUUCGUCACAGCUCGCCGGGAGGUUCACGGACGGUGAGAGCAGCUGUUGACGCGCGGUGACAGAGAGCAUGGCCUGCCCAAUCGGAAAUGGAGCUUGCCCAGCCGGCGGUCAGAGCAAUGGCGAGGCUGCGGGUGCGGAGAAGGGCGAGAACUACUGGACCUACCUGCACCUGGACAAGAUCCUGUCGGCGCAGGCGCUGAAGAGCGGCGCAGCCGGCGCCGUCGUUCACGACGAGCAUCUCUUCAUCAUCGUGCACCAAGCAUACGAGCUGUGGUUCAAGCAGAUCAUUUAUGAAAUCGAUUCAGUUCGUCAGCUGUUCAUGACAGAGAAGCUCAACGAACGAAGGAUGCUGGACAUAAUCAAGCAAACCAACAGAGUUGUUUUGAUAUUGAAGCUGCUGGUGGGCCAGAUCGAGAUCCUGGAGACGAUGACUCCCCUGGACUUCCUGGACUUCCGUGACCACCUUAGCACGGCAUCGGGAUUCCAGAGCCUGCAGUUUAGACUGCUGGAGAACAAGCUUGGGCUGAAGAAGGAGUGCCGAGUCAAGACCAAGUCGGACUACUCUGCGCCGUACCACGACCACCCGGAGCUGAUGGAGCAGAUCCGCGACUCCGAGGAGCAGCCGUCGCUGGCGGCACUCGUCGAACGCUGGCUCGAGCGUACUCCUGGUAUCUCCGCCAAGGGCUUCAACUUCUGGGACCGCUUCCAGGGCGCCGUUAAGGCCAUGCUGAACGACGAACUGAAGGCCGCCCAAGCGGUCGCCAACGAGGCGCAGCGAAAGGAGGAGGUCGAGGCCGUCAACCGCCGCUCCGUCCUCUUCGACUCCAUCUUCGACGUGAAGCUGCACGACGCACUGCGCGCGCGCGGUGAACGCCGCUGGUCCCACGUGGCCUUCCAGGGCGCCCUCAUGAUCUCUUUCUACAGGAUGGAGCCACGCUUCAACCAACCCUAUCAGCUGAUCAAUCUACUCAUGGACAUCGAUGAGCUGCUCAUCAAAUGGAGAAAUAACCACGUGCAGAUCGUGCAGCGCAUGAUCGGCUCGCAGCAGGUGGGCACGGGCGGCUCGUCCGGCUACCAGUACCUGCGCGCCACCGUCAGCGACCGCUACAAGGUGUUCCUGGACCUGUUCAAUCUGUCGACGUUCCUGAUACCGCGCCAGUACGUGCCACCGCUCAGCCGCGCCAUGCAGUUCCGGCUCUCCCACUCCAUCUCGAUGGGCACGAGCGAGGCGCACGAGUUCCUCUGCGACGCCGGGCGCGACGACGACUCGAGCAGCGAGGAGGCAGAGAGCGCGCCGGGCCCGGUGUCGUAGCCGGCCGGCCGCGCGCGGGCGGGCAGCACCGUGGCGCGCGCUGGCGUCCGGCCGCCGCCACCGCCGCCGCCGCCCCGCCACCAUCGCCGCCGCCGACCCGCGGUCGGGCUCGGUGGCACAUCCGCCGACGCGGGCGCCCCGUCGGGACCAACUGACCACCCGCGACAGCAGACGUUGGUGACAGGAGAGGUUACGGUUUGAGUUCUGCUGCAUCGGGCACAAACGCCCUCGUACGCGUACGCACGGACGCAGUUACACGGCCACUUACGCGGGCACAAUACGCAUGCACACAGAUAUGCACCAUCGGUAGGCAUGGCAAUCUGUGCCCCCUGGGAAGCGUCUUCCAUUGUGCGCGGUGUGUUACAGGCAUACAGUCCUGGCAUGUCAGCGCAUCUUGCGGCUCUCACGGCCUGCAUCUUUAUGACAGAGCCUAGUGGGAUGACGGUGUGUGACAGCGGCCGGCUAUUGGCGAAGGUGUGCCCCGCGAUGCAUAACAGCGGCUGCCUAUCGGCGUAGGUGUGUUCCCGCGGUGUGCGCGUGUGUGUGGACGGGGCGCUCAUGCGCCUACCUGUCGCCGUAUAGACUUAGUGGACUGAGUUUGUGUGGUCCUAUCACUGAUAAUUUGCGCCCCAUCCCUAACAUUUCACGCUGGAUUCGUUCUGAUGCAAUGUGUUAUGUUCGAACCUGGCAAUUCAGUAUUCGUAUCGGAGGGCGCUUCGGGUUAUCGAAAACAUUCGCAAUGGUGCUACCAGCUGGCAUGAAUUUCCAUGCACAUACUAUGAUGCGCAUUUUGGUAAUACAAUCGUUGAGGGUGA
Messenger RNA from Pollicipes pollicipes, 2128 nucleotides. It is a transcript of the gene v, whose product is annotated as Tryptophan 2,3-dioxygenase vermilion. The transcript has 10 exons. The record is from RefSeq and is a predicted model, not a curated record. The coding region runs from base 69 to 1313 and encodes 414 amino acids. NCBI's taxonomy places the organism in Eukaryota, Metazoa, Arthropoda, Thecostraca, Pollicipedomorpha, Pollicipedidae. Gene Ontology annotation, molecular function: L-tryptophan 2,3-dioxygenase activity; heme binding; metal ion binding.